Messenger RNA from Paramormyrops kingsleyae, 5730 nucleotides. RefSeq names its product pleckstrin homology domain-containing family O member 1-like. Gene Ontology annotation, biological process: regulation of myoblast fusion. Lineage: Eukaryota; Metazoa; Chordata; Actinopteri; Osteoglossiformes; Mormyridae. Gene Ontology annotation, cellular component: ruffle membrane; muscle cell projection membrane. The record is from RefSeq and is a predicted model, not a curated record.
AGUCGCAGAGCAGCCGCACCGGGGCUGUAGAUGGAGCUGUGGAGUGUUUGCGGGGGGAACCCGGCGGCAAGUCCCUAUUACAAUACGAAGCUCUGCGGGCGGGGAAGCCGGGUUUGAGAGUCAAUGAUUCACCCCGCUCUGCGUAACUGGAGACUACUAAUUCAGCUCAGGGUAUUGAGGGUGCGAGCCGAGGGCGACAGCAAGACCCAUCGCUGGGAAACUAGAGAGGAGCAGAGAGAAAGACGCACUAGAGGAAAAGGAGGCGCAUCUGCGCGUGGAAGCGGACAGCGAGACGCGAUCCAGCCUUUCUCAGCCUUACUGAAUUUUCCCAGCUCCCCCCGUAUCCUUGCUAGAAAAAAAAACUGCAUAAAAAUACACCUGACCUAACUCUGGGAAUAGGAUCUGAAACUGUGACACCUUCACAAUGAAGAAAAACAAUUCGGCAAAACGGGGCCCCCAGGAUCCCACCCAGCCAUCCUCUCAGCCGGAUAAAAUAGGAUGGAUUCGCAAGUUUUGUGGCAAAGGGAUUUUCAGGGAGAUCUGGAAAAACCGCUUUGUAGUUCUGAAAGGAGAGCAACUCUACAUCUCCGAGAAAGAGGUGAAAGACGAGAGGAAGAUCCAGGAGGUGUUCGACCUGACAGACUACGAGCGGUCAGAGGAGCUGCGCAAGUCCAAGAGCCGCAGCAAGAAGAACCACAGCAAGUUCACUGUGCUGCGCUGCCGUCAGCCAGGGAACACGGUCCCUAACCUGGUGUUCCUGGCUGUCAGCCCAGAGGAAAAGGAGUCGUGGAUCAAUGCGCUGAAUGUAGCCAUCAUCAGGGCCAAAAACCGGAUUCUAGAUGAGGUCACGGUUGAAGAAGAGAACCUCCUGGUCCACCCCACACGUGACCGUGCAAAGAUUCCCCACACCCGACGUCUGCCCACUCGUGGUCAUAUCAUGGCUGUGGCAUCCACAUCCACGUCUGAUGGCAUGCUGACCCUGGACCUUGUGCAGGAAGAAGACAUUUCAGCACCAAUUCAGCCGGAGCAGGGCGAGAAGAGCUUAAAGGUAGACCUGGACAAGUCAGCACCACAGCCUGAUUCAGUACGUCAACAGACAAACACUGAGAGCGCAAAAUCUCCUGUGAACAAUGUAGCAGUGGGCAAAGGACAGGGUCUACCUCAGAAAAUUAAGAUCACCUGGGACCAAGAGCAGGUAACAGGGCAGGCCCACUCCCCUGAGCCCAGCAAAAAGCAGACACCUGCAGAGAAGAACCAAUGUGUUUCUAUGGACAAGAUCUCCAGUUCAGACUUGCGGGCAGUUAAAGGGGCUACCAUGAUUUCCCCAGGUGCCACGCCACCGCUGACUAUCAACCAGUUGCAGGAUCUAAUCUCCAAGAAGCUGCAGAGGACUCAGGAGCUCCUGGCUGAGGUGAAGGGGAAGCAGCAGCACAAAGAUAAAGACUCGUCCAACGAAAAACACCUGGAGAGCAGCCACGCAGAGGCGGAGCGGCUGCUGCAGGAGGCCGUUACGGCCUGGGGUCACGCUCGGGACGUGUUGGAGGAGGUCCGGCAGAUCCAGGCUCUGUCUCAGCAGUUGAACUCCACAGCUGUUAGCAACUUGACUUUGUCACAGAAUGGCAAGCAAAAGAAUCAAGUCACCAAAGGGAGGGUAUGAUGUGAUUCGGGGAUGAACAGCAUCAGAGAUCACAGCUACAGCAUAGAGCGAGACAAAAAAUAACAGUUCCAGGCACGGGUGGGGAUGUAUAUUCUCCUUUUUUAUGAUAGUUUAAGUUCACUCUCCACACUAUGCUGGAAUGCAUAAACAUGAAUGCACACCAGCCUGCCAAUCUCCAUGGUGCGGUGUGCUUUGAACUUCCUUUUAAGUAUGCACUCCCAAGCUGGAGGUUGGGAGGUCAACCCUUGCUGCAAUCUGCUCAGCUCUGUAGACUUUGCCUUGUUUGAUGUGAAGAACUUUCGUAGUCUGGAUUGUACCGUCAAGACUGGCCAUCUGAUACCUAGGACAGCUAACGAGAAUCAAAACGUGGCAUCCCGGCCAUAACGUGAUGCAGUGGAUUGUCCUGUGCACGCACUGCCUGGUCUUUUUCUGUGAUGGCAUCCAGUGACAGUUGGUGAUGGGGGGCUGAUGCAACGGUUACCUCUUCCGUAAUGCGGGAUUGAGGAUGACUCCACUGGGAAGAACUACUGAGUGGGCCAGCUGCAAGACCUUGUGGUCCAUGCUUUGUUAUGCACUGGAAGAGUUCCAUAAUCAUCUUACUGCAAACCCCCACGGGGAAGCCUAACCAAUACAGUCUGUUAAUUUCGUUGUUCAGCAGCAACAUUUCUAUGUCCAGAUAUGAUCUCGUUCAUGUGAGUGCAAUUGACGUAGCAAAACAAGUAAUUUUAUACCUUGGUUUACUAACUAUAUAUAUAAACUAUAUAAAGACAAAAUAUAAAUUUAGAUAUUAUUUUUAUGUGACAGUCUGCAGGUCAUUUUUGGCAGGGGUUUUGUGUCAUUUGCUUAUGAUCUGCAAAAAUUCACAUCUAAGUAUAAUAACCAGGUAAACACAGUCAAGAACCAUCAGCAAGAUCAGAAUGUUCUCUUCUUCAACAAUCACCCAGUUACACAAUUACUCUGACAAAUUUUAUUUUUUCAUUUCCGGGAGAACAUCAAUCCAUCCUGCCGUUAUUUAACCGAGGCCCAGUCGCAGGAAGCACAGGGCAGUGAACACCCUGGACAGGACGCCAUCUUUGGAAUUUUGGAAAAUCCUGUUUUAUUUCAACAAUUAGAAUGAAUCCAUCCAUCCAUUUUUUCAUAACCGCUUAUCCAGUACAUGGGUUGCGGUGUAUUGGAAUGAAUCUUCAAUAGAACUGUAUUUAUAAACUAGACCUUUUUUUGAUAUUGUGUAGACUUUACACAGUUGCACUAUAGAGAUUACUGUAAAAGAAGAUGACACUGGCAUGUAGAAAUUGUUGCAGUUUAUGAUGCAAGUUCCUUCCACAAUCCAAAGACAUACGUCUCUAAACUGCCAGUAGUGUGUGCAUGCAUGUGCUCUGUGAUGGACUGGCAUCCCACCCAGGGUGUACCCCAGCCUUGUGCCCAGUGCAUCCUGGGAUAGGCUCCAGGUGACCCUGACCAGGAUAAGCGAAUAGAAGAUGGAUGGGUGGAGCUUUGAUCUGACAAUCAAGUCAAUAAACAGGGAAGAUAUUUGCUUCAGAAUCUCAGUAUUAUGUGUCACGGUGAUAUAAAACUGCCUUAGAAUACCUUCAGGUAUUAUCAAAACAAUAUUUAUAACAUUUAUAAACUAUUGUCUCGGUCCAUAUUUGAAGCAGAAAGUUAUAAAUACAGACAUCCAUUAAUGAUACAUACGGUAAGAAGAAUGUUAUUGGCCAAUAGUAUUUCUACAGCUUCAAGGCUGAUUUUAAUCAGUUUUUUAACUCCCAAAUAGUUCUUUUGUCUGUACCUAGCAUAUGCACAAUAAAACAAAUAAGAUAUGUCUGCAUGUAGUAGACAAACCAAAGGGCAUUUCUUGCCAGUAUGCCUGUUUUACAGUUGCUUUGUAAUAUGUUUGCACUCUGCUCCAUUAUAAUUCAGUCAGUUGGACAUUACAGAACAGUGUUAAUGUUAUUUUGUAUAUAUAUUUUUUUUUACUCAUAAAUGGUGAUUUUCUGAAGGAUAAUUACAGUAUGUGCUUUUUGGCAACAGGAGCUUCAGAGUUUUGAUAGAUAUCAGGUUUUAUAUCGAGGGGAAAUCAAUGAAAGUUGAGUGUGAAUUCUUGGCACGGUGCUCACUUUGGCCCACUAUUGCCUUGCAGUGAAAGGGAAGCAGUGCAACCACUGGACAGGAAGCGGCUGCUUCAGAGGGCAGCAUGGGCAUCUUGCUUUUGGGUUUUUACGUACUGCUGAGAUAGAGAGGCUCCUGCGGUCAUCCUGCAAUUCUUUCAAGUCUCGCUCAUUCAGAGCACUCUGAACUAAACUCAGUUUCAGCAAGCGCCUGUCAGCACAUUAUCCAGAAUGUUGACAUAACAGAGCUCCGUGCAGCUCCUCCAUGUAGAUCAGCUGCUCUUUAGCACAGAACGUAGGAGGUUGUUACCAUCACACAUCUUUUUUCAGGCCUGAAAUGAUAAGCGAUUGCGAUCACCAUUAACCGCCUCGCAAGCUGCUCUUCAGUUGUUUUGGUUGAAUUGGGAGAUCAGGCCCGUAGCCGAGGUAACAGUACGGUACUCUGCAUGUCUAUUGGUGGACAUGAUCAUUAUCCUUUAGAAUUUUCUGAAUAGGAUGCUAGAUGUAGCAACAUUAUAGCGCUGUGAAAGUGGACACAGUCAUUAUGUCAUUCAAGUCCUGUGUAUUUUUUGCCUGCCAGUGUUUACUUGCUCUCUUCUUUUACACAGAUUUCACGAUCGUCCAAUUAAUUUCCCAUUGAAAUGAUAUAAGAGUUUUAAAAGAUGGCAGCCGAGACAUUCUCAGAUAUCAAAACACUGUUGACCCAAUUACACUGUUGUGUUAAUAACUGUUUUGCAGAACAUUUUAGGUGCUUCUAAUCUGAAUUACAAUAAUCAAUCUGUGUUUUUUUUCUGUAUGCCUGGAUGACCCACAGUUAUAUGAGAGACAAACGUGCCCAUUUUUUUUCAGGUAAAGGAUUGAUUGCGUUCGGCUUGGUGGUUUUUCAACCUGAAUGUGUAACUACUUGUAAUACAUGAUAAAGAUGAAGGAAACAGGGUACUGAAAAAGGUAGUUACCUCACCUGACCGGCGUUUCCGAAGCACAAUACGGAAAACGGACAAAACAAAGCAACUGUCGCAACAAAAAUUAAAAUGGCCACCUCAACACAUGCCAAAGACUAGACAGCAAUUCAAAGCAGGUACGCAUCAUAAGAUAAGAACCCGCUAUAAAGUGUGUCAUUUGAAUUUGGUUGUCAUAGAAUUUGCACACGUUUCAGUGGUCGAGUUCAGGAUUUUUAUUAAUGAAUACUAAAUCCCAGCAAGAUUAUCAAACCAGUCUUUCAAUCAAGAACAAUUUACCUCAAAGCAGAUUAUUGUGUAAAAUAAUUUUGUAUGUGGAUUUCGUUAAAACAAACCUUUACUAUUAUUAUUAUUCUUUAGGCCUAUCAACAUUUUCUUGACUACAUGUAUGCUGUUUGUCACAUGGAAUAAGCACUGAAAUUCUGGGGAAAAAACUCAAAUGUAAAAAAAGAGAAGAAAGUGAGAAGAAUCACUAUUAAGUUUUAGAUAUUGUGCUACUUCAUUUGUAUUUUUACAAUUACAUUACAGAUGAAAUAUAUAGUGAAUAAAAUAUGCAGAUUACUUUUUGUACAACAGUGAAUACAUUUUUCAAUUUCAGUUAAAAUGCUUUUUAAAAUUUCCAUCUGAUUUAUUAAAAGGAUUUUUCGGUUGAAUAUUUCUUUUUUCUUUUUUUUUUUUAAUAUUUCUGCUUUGACCUAAAAGUCUUCCUUUGUUCUCCGGAUAGUUUUUGAAUGCUUCUGAAAAUUUCUUGCACACAUUUUUCGAAGGCACAGAGAAUUUUAUUUGCAGUAAAGGAUGACUGUUGCAUACCAAAUGAUAAUUACUUUAGCCUUAAAAAUGAGUUAGACAAGGACUUCUAAAGUACAGAGAGAAAGGAAAUGAGUGUUACUGUCUUUUGUUGAUUUGUUUCUUCAACUGAAGCAAACAUUCAGCAGUUUCACACAAACAGUCGCAGGUUAAACACAUGAUUCAGGGUUUAAUGUUAAUAAAUGUGAGACUAAAAAAUUCA